Molecule: messenger RNA, 2875 nt
Organism: Lacerta agilis (Sand lizard)
Lineage: Eukaryota; Metazoa; Chordata; Lepidosauria; Squamata; Lacertidae
Gene: GALNT15
Product: polypeptide N-acetylgalactosaminyltransferase 15
Cellular component (GO): Golgi apparatus
Source: RefSeq, a predicted model, not a curated record
CAGUGAGGGCAUUAGGACCAAGAAAAAAGACACACAGAGAGACACACACAGUGCUCUGUUAUGUCUGGCAAAGUGUGUACUUAUGUGUGAAACUGAGCCUGAGUAGUUUGCAUCAACUGAUCUUGAAGCAUCAGAGAGGGAAGAAAAAACUGUCAACUCUGCUUUCAACAGAAAGUCCUUUUCCUCUGCAUCUCUGACAACAUUUGGAAUUUAUUUCUACUGUUGCAGCCAACCCGUGGAGGAAAACCAUCAAGACAAUUUGGAGUUGUUUUUUUUCCCCCCUCUUUCAGAAUUAGAAGGAAAUCAGUUCAACUUUUAAGAUAUUUUUAAUGGACUUUUUGGCCGACUCGUCGCAUUUCCCCCCAAACAGAAACAAAACUGGAACUCUGUACAAUGACAAGAGAUCAUUCUUUUGCUGAGCGAAUCCAUCUAAUCUGUGAGGUCUCCUUCCCAAGUAAAUAUAGCCAUUUUAAGAGCUAGGAUUUUAUUCUCUUUGGAUGCAAGGAAAGGAAUGAAGCAUCAGCGGUAAUAUCCGAACCGGAUGGAAACCUGUUGGCUGGUCUCCCCCCAAGGGGUUGCAAUGAAACCAGUCAACUGCUCCACGAGGGAUGUGUGACUGGCUUUUAACAUGACAAUCUGUGUGACUUUGCUACUGAAACUAUGUACCCAAGGACAAGAUGCAGGUAUGGGCCACAGAAACUGCAGUUUCUCUUGCUGGUGCUGGUGCUGGCCUUUCUGCUGAUGAUGGUAACAAUGCUGAAUCCAUCCGUCAAAGAUCUGAAUAAGGAGAGGAUACCCCACCCUGCAAGGUUUGUCCCUAAAGAAGGUUACCGCGUGGAUUUUGGCGAAACUCAGAUCUUAGAUGCUCAGGAGGACAGCCAGCAGAAUUUGCCCCUGGAGGGGCUUUCGCCUUUCAUCUCCCUAAAGGAGGAUGAGCUCUUGGUGGCUGUAGAGUCACUCACAGCCAUGAGAAACCAUAGCAAAACUAGGAAAGGAUACCGAAUGGUCGGGCAGCAAAGCAGAAGGCAAGAGGAGAGCAAACAGGUGCGAGGACCCGAGUUCCUGCUGAAGUCUCUUCCUCUGCCGGGUGGAGAAAGGACUGAGGCAAGUGAGCUGGCAAUAGGUGGCCUGGAAACUUAUGGGUUUAAUGAAGCACUCAGCAAACAGAUCCCUCUGCACAGGGAGCUACCUGAGGUACGGCAUUCUUUGUGCUUGAAGCAAGAACCCAGCCUCAGUUGGCCUACAGCAAGUGUCAUUAUCUGCUUCCAUGAUGAAGCCUGGUCUACUCUCUUGAGAACAGUGCACAGUGUCUUGGAUACAGCCCCGAAGGACUUUCUCAAAGAAAUCAUCCUUGUAGAUGACCUAAGUGAGCAAGGAUUUCUGAAGUCAUCCCUGAGUGACUACAUCUCUAAGCUGGCAGGUGUGAAAUUGAUUCGGAGCAACAAAAGGCUGGGGGUCGCCCGAGGCCGCAUGCUUGGUGCUGCCCGAGCCACGGGGGACGUUGUGGUCUUCAUGGACUCACACUGCGAGUGUCACAGAGGUUGGCUGGAGCCUCUCUUGGACAGACUAGCAAGCGACAGAAGACGGAUUGUCUCUCCUGUCAUCGAUGUCAUUGACUGGAAGACCUUUGAGUAUUAUCUCUCUGCGGGCCUGCAAAGAGGUGUUUUUGACUGGAAAUUAGAUUUCCACUGGAAGCCACUGCCAGAACACGAAAAGAAGGUACGACAGUCUCCCAUCAGUCCCAUCAGGAGUCCAGCAAUACCCGGAAUAGUAGUAGCAGUGGACCGACAUUAUUUCCAAAAUACAGGGGGUUAUGAUUCUGACAUGACCCCAUGGGGAGCUGAAAAUCUUGAGUUAUCUAUAAAGGCCUGGCUCUGUGGUGGCUCUGUAGAAAUCCUUCCAUGCUCCCGGGUGGGACAUGUCUAUCGAACAGGCAUACCAUACAACUUUCCUGCUGAAGAAGCUGUAGAGAGGAACAAAAUCCGGAUAGCUGAGACCUGGCUAGGUUCAUUUAAAGAUCUCUUUUACCAACAGAACAAAAUGGCACGCUUCAUUAAGAAGACUGAAAAGCUGAACUGUACAGAGCGUGUUCUACUGCAAAAGAGACUGGGAUGCAAAAGUUUCCAGUGGUUUAUCUCAGAUGUGUAUCCUGAACUAUACCCACUACAACAUCGACCAAGAUUUUCAGGCAAGCUGUACAACACUGGGGUUGGACUCUGUGCAGAGUACAGAUCUCAACAGGAUGCUGGUGGUGGCUGUCUUGUGCUGUCACCUUGUAGUGACAAUAUCAACCAGCACGUUGAAUACAAUGGCAUGAAGGAAAUCUCUUUUGGUUCCAUGCCCCAGCUUUGCUUUGAUGUUGAGUGUGGAAAAGUUGUCCUUCAAAACUGUAUGAAAAAGAUGGAAAACAGCUCACAGCACUGGGAUAUGAAAGAGAAUGGAAUGAUUGUCCAUAUUCUUUCCGGUAAGUGCAUUGGGGCCAUGAAGACAGACUUUUGUCUACAGAAAUGUAACAAGGAGGCCAAUCUGAUGUGGCAAUUUGAUCAUUCAUACCAUGUUGAUGAGAGAUGACUAUGAGACCUCCCUGGACCCCAUUAUUGUUUCAUCCAUUGAUUCCAAGGUGCAGAAAAGGGAGCCGAGUAUGUUUUCUUGGAACAAAAAAUGGAGAAGAUAGCAGGUGCCUAAGUCAUGCAUUCCCACCAAAAAUUUACCAUAGUGUUUUGGUAUAACAGUGAAUGCUGGUUGAUUCCAGGAAAUAGGAGAUACAGAAGAGAUGAAAUGACUUUUGUUCAUGCUGCUUUCAAGGUCGCACAGAAUGCUUCACAGGGCAAUAUGGAAAGGUAUCAUAAAGACCAGCUACACAGAUGCAAGAUAC